CAGAAGACACGUUUAAAUUUUUAGAAAUUGUGCAAGGAGAAGAUAUCCUUUGGAAUAUUAAAUCCAAUGGAUACAAAAAUGUUAAAGAACGAUCAAAAUUGUGGAGCGAAAUCGGGUCCAAAUUUAAUCUUUCUGGGGAUGAAGCAUACAAAUAUUUUAGGAAACUACGGGAGAAAUACAUAUAGACGAGAAACAAAUAAAGAUAAAUUACAAGAACGAAGCGGAUCUUCUCAAACAAAACCAUCGAACUGGAUUUUUAAAAAGCAUUUAGACUUUUUAAGCGAUGCUUUUAAGUCAAGAAGUGUUAAUAGUUCCUUAGAAUGGGACAACAAAGAAUUUAACUUUGAAUACUUAGAAGAUUGUGUUCCAGAGAUUUUUGAUUUAACGCAAAACUCAUCGGAUGCCUCUAGUACAACAAAAUCAAUUGAAAUGCCUAAAUUAAUAUUAAAAUCGCCGCCGAAAAAGAAAUUGACCCAGGAGAAAAAUUUUGAAGAAAUCAUAAAUACGAACACGCAGCAACUUAUUCAAGCAUUAAAUGAAAGUGAAGAUAAAAACCCAUUUGAUGGAGUAAUUGAAUUUAUUAAAGAAACUCUCAAACAACAAAGUGAAAGCACUCGAAUCCUGUUAAAAAAAGAACUAAUGGAAGUAACUCUUAAAUAUAGAUAUAACACAUAAUUUAUUUCAGAUUUAUCAUAAAACUUCAUAUAAAAUCGUUAAUAUACAGUAUAUACAUAUUAUGUAUUACAAAAUUAUUAUUGUUUCUAUUUUAUAAUGGAAGUAUUAGCUGCAUUGUGACAUUGUAACUUUGUAACUAACUAACUAACUAACUAACUAACUAACUAACUAACUAACUUACUAACUAACUAACUAACUAACUAACUAACUUACUAAUUCAAAACAGAUUUUAUUUCAUUAUUUCCUAAUUUUGAAAAGAGUUAAUAUAACUACACAGUUCAUCUCUUAAAUUUAGAGCAUAACUUGUUGAGUUAUUAAAAGUGUUUGACACAGUACAA
This is a messenger RNA of Lucilia cuprina (Australian sheep blowfly), 1013 nucleotides long. RefSeq lists its product as uncharacterized. Bases 67 to 675 code for a protein of 202 amino acids. The record is from RefSeq and is a predicted model, not a curated record. Lineage: Eukaryota; Metazoa; Arthropoda; Insecta; Diptera; Calliphoridae. The transcript has 3 exons.